UAAUUUUAGUAUUCAACAUGUUUCUCACCUUUUAGAUCCAAUCGAAUUCUCAUCUCCGCCUCCUUUAAAAUAAGACCAAAACCCUAAGCAUCAUUUCCCAACACAAGAAUCUUCUCAAACCCCUUUGCAAACCAAGAUCCAAUCAUCAAUACUCAAUCUACUAAGAUCGAAGCUAAAUAAUGUCAAUGGCUAGCUCUUCCUCCAUCACCGUCGCCCACAACUCGGCCAUCUCUUCGGGUACGAGGUUUCAAGCUCUUUCUUGGAAUCCCAUCUCGAGAUUAGCCGUUUCCAAGCGCAAGAGCGAUGAAUUGAGCUUCUGGGCCGCCAAGAAAACAGUACUCCGACAUACUACCAGGAAAUUUGUUGUGAGUGCUAACACUGCACCUGGAGUUCCACCUGCAGCUGGCCCACCACCUUCUUCAAAGCCCAUGAGCUGGAUUCUUGGACUAGUGGUAUCAUUUAUUCUACCCUUUUUCACCAACAAAUGGGGGCCUUUAUGGGUGAUUAAAAACAAGCUUGAAAACGCGGUCCAAACGGUGGAGAACAUAGUGGAGGCGGUGGAGAAGGUGGCGGAUUCUGUCGACAAGAUCGCUGAGGACAUCGCCGACGAUCUCCCCGAGGGAUCCAAACUGCGCGAUCUUGUCGAGAAGGUUGAAAGUUUGGCUGAGAAAACAGCCAAGACGGCUGACUCUCUUGAUGACGUCAUUGAUAAGGUCCAAGAAGCUGGAGAUCAUGUGGACGACAUUAUAUGCGCAACCAAAGCAGAAAGUGAUCUGCUGCAGCAAAAGAAAAAUAGUUGAAUUUAUUCAUUUUAUCUAUGCUAAAACACCAAAUUUAGUUACCCUUUUCGAUGUUAUAAUUUGUAAAUAUACUCCAGAAAUUUCAAAUAAUCCCAAUUUAUUUUUUUCCUUUUUA
Messenger RNA from Salvia hispanica, 915 nucleotides. RefSeq lists its product as uncharacterized. The record is from RefSeq and is a predicted model, not a curated record. NCBI's taxonomy places the organism in Eukaryota, Viridiplantae, Streptophyta, Magnoliopsida, Lamiales, Lamiaceae.